This is a messenger RNA of Acanthocheilonema viteae, 3708 nucleotides long. Lineage: Eukaryota; Metazoa; Nematoda; Chromadorea; Rhabditida; Onchocercidae. The record is from the annotation of a GenBank genome assembly.
AUGUUUUCAAAUCAGUGCCAUAGUUCUGGUACCAUAAAUCGUGGAAAGAAGGAGGUGAAAAGUGAGAUCAUGCAUUCUAUUUAUAUGUCAAGUCAUUGCAUUCCAACUGAUUUGAUGGGCACAACAGUUUUAAGUCGCCGUUCUCCAUUUAAGGUUCAUCAAGCUUUAUGGAAUCCAAGCAUUGAUUUAUUAGCAUUAGCUUCGCAAAAGGGUGAAGUAUGCGUACGACGUUUACACUGGAGACAUGGAUGGAAGAGGGACAUCUAUGAUGUGAAACCACUUUUAUUAGAUCGAGUUAAAUCGGAAGAUGAAAUUCGGUUGGAAACAAUGUGUUGGAGUCCUGAUGGCAGGGUUCUUGCGACAGCUUUUAAUGACGGUUGUAUUCAUUUGUUAGAUGCUGAGAAAGGAAUUGUCAGAUUUACUGUUAGAAUGAAAACUCGUGUGACACAUAUGAGAUGGCAACGAUCCAACCAAAAGUUGAAUAUGAAUCUAAUAAGUGAGGAUACACUUUCCGGAGCACUUGGUGAUUUGUCAGAAAGCGAAAGUUUGAAUGAUAAAUCGGAAGAAUUAAAUCAGCUAAGAGCGAUGAAAGCAUUCUGUGACAGCAGCAAUCUUAGUGUCCUCGGAACAUUGUUAUUCGCGCUUAACGUAGACAAUUGUGUGAUUGUUUUGGCAGCUGGUGUUCUUCCUGUUGCUUCUGUUGAACCGCCAUUUCACUUAUUUGGCAAUUGUGACCCAUAUUCGAUAACAGUGGGUGAUAUGUUUUAUUCAUUUAAGCGAGAUCAGUUGAUGGUAGUAUAUUCAAGUAUGGGCCAGCUCAGUCCAGCAAACGCUGCAGGAAUGAAUACUCAAGUGGUUGGUUUCAACAUCGAUGGUUUAGGUUAUCUAAAAAACGGCCUAAUAUGGACCAUUGCACGCAGAUGGCUAAAAUUAGUUUUUUAUGUAUGUUUUGUUUCUGAAGCGUUUGCUCGAGCAAUUAUCGAUUGGGAGGAUCAAUCAAAGGAAUUUAAUGAAAAAUUCUGUUCUUUUGGGGAAGAAAAUGCUUCAAAUUGUAAUCUCGGCGAAUGUUUUAUUAGUAUGAUAUUAACGGGACAAGCAAGUCCAGAGCUAGUGAAUUUUUAUCGUAACGUACUAAAACCAACGGAAUGGAAGAAAAUGACUGAUUGGGCAAAUAGAGGUUUUGGUGAUAUAAUUGGAAGCAUUGGCAGAGAACUCCUUCCUGGUGCAGAAGCAUUGCAACACAAUAUGAAACAGUUAUUUAUCGAAGUGCAGUGUGCAUUGCGUAAUUCUAGAACUGAAAAACUUUUACCGAAGCGUCUAUUCGAUAUUGAUGUCUAUCCUUACGGCAAAUACGCUGAAGAAAACGAUGAAGAAGCUUCGUUGAAAGAACUUGAGAGUUUCCAGAAUCUGGCGGAAGAUAUUAUCAAUAAAAUUAACGAAAUGCAUUUAGUGGCUACGCGUAACAGAAAAGAUUUAGUCAGUUUCACUAGUUGGUUAUCACAGACGCCUCCAUUUACUGCGAAAAACAAACGUUCCGCUGCAGAACUGAAAUUCGAUUUACAGUUGAUUAUUGAAUACAUCAGACAAGCAACUAUUGCAAGGAAUGGAAAUGCGGCGAAAGAAAGUGAAUUGAUGACCGAUACUUUCCAAAAUUAUUCGUUUGAUAAAGUUCUUCAAUAUUUUGAUCAUCAAAAAUCCCUGAGGUAUCGUUUGGAUGUGCGAAGUAAUGCUUGGAAUCUGUUAUCUGAGCAGCAGUCUUCGAGAACUUUAGCCGAUAGUAUUACAAGUUGUUUUGAUGCCUUGCAAACUAUGCAAGACAUAUUCCUGAAAAAUUUCACUGCAGCGAUCAUAGCACAGACAAAUUUAAUACUGGAACAGAAUCAUGCAGAAGGUUUUGAAAAGUUUGCAAUAUUUUUGCCUCACGAAAAUACAUCUGCAAGCUGUACAUAUGAUGAUGAUUGUCCAGAACAAAAAUGGUUGCGAAAGAUAGCGGAUGAGCCAUUUGCAAUAUCUUGCAUCGGCGUUAAUGGUUCUCGUCAUGUAAUCUAUGGAGCUUCGAGCAGAGUAUUGUACGAAAUGUGUUACGCAAAACGGUGUAUAAAGAAUGUUAAACACAUUAUACCAGAAAAUUUUCAAGCGGAAAUUGAUAACGUUAAGUUGUCUUCGGAUGAACAGCAGUCACAAAAAAUUGGGAAAAGUACAAAAGGAGUUGAUAAUAUUAUGGAUACCUCAGGUUGCACGGAAUUUUGCGUAUCGUUUACUGUUUCUUUUCAUCGGAAAUCGGGUGUUGUUUUCACAGAGAAUAGUUUUCGGGCAAAAUGGUUUGAAAUCAAGAUCCCUCUUCAAAGAAGUUUAAUUCUCAAUCGAAAGCAGUCAAGAAGCGGCACUUUUCAAAAUCAGAUGAAAAGUAUAAUUGCUGAAGCUAUGGAUGUAACUGAACAAUUGCACGUUGGAGAAGGGGAAUACCGUCUGCUGAAUUGUUUUGUCAUCUACUACCAUCAGAUAAUCGAUCGAAUGAGUGAGGAUAAUACGAGCCUUAAUGAUGUCAGACAUUUGGUGCAUCAGGAAACACGUAAGGGCGAUGUAAUUUCGCCACAUCGGGCAAUAAUGACCCUUUCUAAAAGUAUGUUUAAUGCUGGUUGCUUUUCUCUGCCGUAUGCUUGGAAACUUGGUGGUCUAUGGAUGUCUUUGAUAUUAAAUUUCGUCAUUGCGGGCUUUAAUUGGUAUGGAGAUCAUAUUCUUGUCAGAUCUUCACAACAUUUAGCGAAAAAAUCAGAACGCGUUUCACUUGAUUAUGGUCAUUUUGCGAAGAAAGUCUGUGAUUUCAGUGAUAUAAGAAUAUUGCGAAAUAAUAGCAAAAUCAUUAUGUAUACAGUAAAUAUUACUAUACUGUUCUAUCAGCUAGGUAUGUGUAGCGUUGCAAUAUUAUUUAUAGCGGAUAACAUGAAUCAUUUAUUGGGCGAUUAUAUUGUGGGUGGUGUCAAAAUAAUGGCUCUUAUUUCGUUUGUACCCAUUCUUGCAUUAAAUAUGUUCACGGAAAUGCGUCUGCUCAGUGUGUUUGCAAUGGUUUCAUCUGUGUUUUUUUUGUUGGGUGCUUUUGUUAUUAUGCAGUUCACAGUACGACAAUCAAAUCAUUGGAAAGAACUUCCUGCUGUCACUAACUUUACUGGUGUCAUCAUGUUCAUUGGAAUGGCCAUGUAUGCUUUUGAGGGACAAACAAUGAUUCUACCAGUGGAAAACAAACUUGAAACACCGGAAGAUUUCCUGAGUAGUUUUGGUGUAUUACCAACAACAAUGUGUUUUUGUACAUUAUUUAUGAUUGCAAUUGGGUUUUAUGGUUAUACAGCAUUUGGAUUAAAUACACAACCAACUAUCACCAUGAAUGUGCCGAAGGAAGGAUUAUAUUCAACGAUCAAUGUAUUUCUAAUGUUGCAAUCGAUGCUCGGCCAUUCUGUUGCUAUGUAUGUCAUACUGGAUAUGUUUUUUAAUGGUUUCUAUCGAAAAUUUAUAAGUCGUUUUCCAAAUGUUCCGAAAGUAAUUAUCGAUAAAGGAUUCAGAAUAUUUUGGGUGUCCGUUACAAUGUUAAUGUCCAUAAGUAUACCUCACCUAGAAAUCAUGAUACCCUUGGUCGGAGUAACAAGUGGUACCAUCUGUGCACUUAUAUAUCCACCAAUAUUUGAAAUGAUCACAUUCUGGAAUGAUUGGAAG